Melampsora larici-populina 98AG31 is the source of this 1211-nucleotide messenger RNA. RefSeq lists its product as uncharacterized. NCBI's taxonomy places the organism in Eukaryota, Fungi, Basidiomycota, Pucciniomycetes, Pucciniales, Melampsoraceae. The record is from RefSeq and is a predicted model, not a curated record. Bases 369 to 695 code for a protein of 108 amino acids. The transcript is spliced from 3 exons.
GGUUAUCAGAGUUCACGGCGUGAUGGCAGCGCGAUUUCGCUGCCCAUAUCCACCGAGACAGUACUGUGAUCAUGAGACUUUCAAGGCCGCUCGCUGUGUGGAUUUCACAAUUGUCACCAAGUCAAAUCCAACCACGAGCCAAUGAAGGUCUUGGGCGCAAGAGUCUCUUUUGUUUCAAACAAGAGAGGAAGAGAGCGGGAGGUUUAAGAACUUCUUCAAUCGACAACCAAUAUUGAUCACGAUCAACGAUUCAAGAAGGAAAUUCAGGUUUAAUUUCAAAGGUUCAGAUCAUCACUUGAUAAUCAACUUCAUUGGCUUACCGCGCUAUUCAACAAAACUUAGCUGGUUUGCACCCAGAGGACCUUGCUAUGGUCGCCAACUUAUUGAUUAGCGUUAGAAAACCAUUGGAUGAUCGAAAGCUUCACCUUGAAGAAGUUGUGGUUUUUCCCUCUCGUGCUGGAAAGAACAGACAUAACACUCUUAAUAAAUAUGUUGAUGCGGCACAGAACCAAUUUAUCACUUUACUUUGGGAUCAACAGGAUCUCUCUCAUCCUCCAACAGUGGAUUUGAACCCUAACCAUUGCUUCAGAAAAGUAGAUGGGAGUGACACGACCUCGCCAAUGAUCCACUUGGAGCUGCCAAUCAACCGUAUUCCAGAUCUGUUCGACCUAAUCAUCCUGUCCCGACUCACAUAGCUGAGCCCGAAGACAUGUUCGAUGCUAUAUUGCGUUGACCUACGGGAUAGACAGGUUUUACCCCUCGCCCAGCCAACCUUUCUAGCUUGUUCUUUGGUUUUGCAACUAUCGUCAUUCACGAUAUAUUCGCAAGUUGCGACUUUGGUCUGAUGAAUUACCGAGAUGACAUCGAUUUCACCUUGGUCGCAACUAUUUGGUAUCCUGAUUAGACAUGAAAGAAAAUCGAUUUUGAACUACCCAGCACCAGCUUUCCUUAGCUUUUUUGCACAAGUGUUUUAUGUGAUUACCAGAGUUACCAUGGUUCAAGGGAUAUUUGUGAAAGGUUGAUGAUAUUAUUGAUGUGACAAAAGGCCUCAUUUGUCAUUUCUAAACUUCAGCACCAUGAUACCGUUCCCUGGAUCCAGAUGCCCCAAACAAGGUUUUGACUACAUACACGAUCACAAUACUAUAAAAUCUGGUACUUGUUAAACUGCAACAGCUUGAGCGCUAUUAAUAUCUUGGAAAUUAUUGUAUAAC